AUUUAGACAGUCAAUCUAAUCAUCGUGCUGCACUGUCAGGCUGAAGGGGGUUUGCAGCGCGGAGCUCCAGCUGAGAGAUGGUCUCCAGAUGUUUAUUACAGGUGUGAGCGUUUCAGAGAGGGGGAGCUGAAUUUGGUGCUCAGUAUCAGAGGCAUCACAGUUUCCAGCAAUAACAAGACUCAAGCAUCAAGCCCUGAGGUCUCAGUGCACACCUGUGAACCCUGGAGGACCUCCUGCCAGCAGAUGGCAGAAUCACAGCAGGAUGGUGACAUCUUCAGCGUGAGGAGCACAGCCACAGCAAGGAGGCACGGCGCCGAUGGGGCUGUCGUUCCCGGCUCAGGGUCAGUACCAGCUCCAGGCCCUGUGGAGGCCGAUCGCUUCCACCCAUAUCAUCAGCAGUUCAGAGACGGAGAGAUGACGACUGCAGGUUGUCUACAGCACGGCUCGUCCUCCUUGAGCUGCCUGCAGGAGGUGCACAGCCCUGAUACCUGCUCUGUUAGUCACAGCCCGAACAGUGAGACGGCAACAACCUGGGGCCACUACAACAGCACCGUUCAGGAAUCCUUCCCAGAACUAACAUCUGUGCCAGCAGAGCGUUAUUGCUUCGUAUCUCGGAGUUAUUCGUCCUCCAGUUUACGGAGUCCCAUCCAACAGGUCUCAUCUCGACAUUAUCCUACUAAUGAGCUGUGCAACGGCUCCAAGUAUUCCCCUCAAAGCAUGUCCACUCCUUCACACCAGGACAGCACCACACAGUGUCUCUUCCCCAAACCCAUUUACUCAUACAGCAUUCUGAUCUUCAUGGCGCUGAAGAACAGCAAAACAGGAAGCCUCCCUGUCAGCGAGAUCUACAGCUUCAUGACUGAACACUUCCCAUAUUUCAAGACAGCUCCUGAUGGAUGGAAGAACUCGGUGCGUCACAACCUCUCCCUCAACAAGUGCUUUGAGAAGGUGGAGAACAAAAACGGGAACUCAUCCCGUAAAGGUUGUCUGUGGGCUCUUAACCCAGCCAAAGUGGAGAAGAUGCAGGAGGAGCUUUACAAGUGGCGUCGCAAAGAUCCCGUCACUGUUCGCAGGAGCAUGGCGAAACCAGAAGAACUAGACCAUCUACUUGGAGAGCGACCCGGGAAGUUCAGGUCUUUACCACACUACACCAGCCCAGCUGUGUUGUCCAGAGUUGCCUCCAUAUAUGGCACCGCCUCCUCAGCUUGUACCCAACGUCAACGAUCCUACCAUCCUAUCAGGCAUCAACAAUUCCCCCGUGUUCUGCCCCCAUCUCAGCCGCCGUGCUACCAUUUCUCUUCCAGUCCCAGCCCCGGCACCUCAUUUGCACUGUACUCCCCGUGUGUACUACAGACUGUACAGACUGCAGCUGGUUUCCCAGCAUCCACUGAAAGUCUGAACUCACCUCUGGCUGGGAAGAUGGCACCAGUUUAUGAUGUUGCCCUGCAGACUGAGUGCAGCACGGGCCUCAGGAGCACACAGGACCUCUUGUUGGAGGGUGAAACCAGCUGUGAUCUCGAUACACUCAACCCCAGUUUAACUGAUCUGCCAUUCCAAGGUAACGUGUGGGAGGAGUUAAGGGAAGACAGUCUUGUCUCAAAUACACAAAUAGUUGCCACCACAACUCCUCCCACCACCUCUACCCUGCAGAACCUCCACAGACAUACCUGCUGCCUGCAGGCCUUGACUCCUCUCAGUGAAACGGUGGAGGUGACGCCCGUCAGUCGACUGAUGGGAGAGGAUGAGAACACUGGCAGUGGGCAAAGCGUGGAGCAGCACGGCUGCUUCAGCGGACUGCAUCCUGGGAUGUAUUCAGGGGUGGAGAGCUGUGCUGGCUAUCUGACAUCCUGUACUUCCAUCUCUUUAAUCUAAAGACCCGACAGCCCCUCACCUUUGACCUCUUCAUGUCUGUCCCAUGCUGAAUUUUAAUUGCCUGAAAGGGCGACUUUAUAGCAAACAUCUUUCUGUCAUAGUAUUAGUUCCAGGACUGACCUGUGCUGUGUGAUAGAAUGAUGGACUCUUCAAACACACUUCAGCCUACAGCUUAUUUGGACAACAGUGUUUUAAUUUUAUAGCUGUCUGUCACCGUAUGUU
Thalassophryne amazonica is the source of this 2094-nucleotide messenger RNA. RefSeq names its product forkhead box N1 (gene foxn1). Gene Ontology annotation, biological process: regulation of transcription by RNA polymerase II. Bases 244 to 1872 code for a protein of 542 amino acids. The record is from RefSeq and is a predicted model, not a curated record. Lineage: Eukaryota; Metazoa; Chordata; Actinopteri; Batrachoidiformes; Batrachoididae. The transcript has 9 exons. Gene Ontology annotation, molecular function: DNA-binding transcription factor activity, RNA polymerase II-specific; transcription cis-regulatory region binding.